Camponotus floridanus (Florida carpenter ant) is the source of this 920-nucleotide messenger RNA. RefSeq lists its product as uncharacterized. Bases 53 to 832 code for a protein of 259 amino acids. NCBI's taxonomy places the organism in Eukaryota, Metazoa, Arthropoda, Insecta, Hymenoptera, Formicidae. The record is from RefSeq and is a predicted model, not a curated record. The transcript is spliced from 7 exons.
UGUAUAAUUAAUAUCAUCAAUAUCUUAUGCGUAAUUAAUAUACAAAGAACUAAUGAUUCACAUAACCGAACAAGUCAGAAAAAGUGCUUUGGAUGUGAUACGAUACAAUCUUUAUGCUGCAGGUUGUAAUACUUACAUUACACGAGUUGUUUAUUUUGGAGAAUAUCAUGGAACUCAUGAAAUUUUGCGAAAAAGGAUGGAAGAUAUUAUACAUGAUUUACACAUGGAUUAUAGUGACAUGUCUAUAACAGGACUAUUUCUUGUCUAUCCAACGUGUUAUGUACACGUAUUAGAGGCAUGGGAAGACAUUAUUUAUAAACACUACGAGCUUAUGUAUAUCACGGAGAACAAUGAAUGCAAAUUUGGGAAAGCGAUUCCUUUGCCUUCAUAUCAUCAUGUUCAUCAAAGAUUUUUCACGAGCUGGUGCCAUGUUUAUACGAUACCGCCUACAUUAAUAGGGACUUUAGAAGACCGUACAUUAGAGGACAUUCAAAAACAAGUCUCAAAUUGCUUAAUGAAGAUAUACACAUUAUGUGACUACAUAGCGAAGAUAGGUUUGGAUGAAAAGUCGAUCGACGUUCAAGACGUGCUGCGGAAUUUGGGAGACAAGGCGGCCCAGUACCUACCCGAAAGCACAGUCCUCGAAUUUCUCUUGAACGUAAAUUCGCCUGUUUUAAAAACAAUCGAGGAAUAUAUGCAAAUGUAUUCCGAUAUGUCACCUAGCGCGUUUUGGGACGAUAAUAAUAUAUGGCCACCACCUUGCAAUAUCAUGCCACGCGAUGUGUUCGACGAACAUGGUCAUCGAAAAAUUUCAUAUGAUCCAAACAGCUAAAAAUAAACGUGCUUUGGAAGUCAACAAUUAUUAACAAGAUGUGAGAGAAAAAUAAUAAAUUAUUUUUUUCUUCGUAAAAUAUAGCAAA